AUGGUAAGGAAAAAUGCAUUUUAUUUACCAGCAUUAUUUUUAGGUGGAGCAUCUUUAAGUCAUUAUUUCGCAUCAAAAGAGCUGGAUGAAAUAGAAAAGGAAGCCAAAAAAACUAUUUGGGGAUUUUCUACUGGUUUAGUAAUUGGUCUUGUAGUAGGCAUUUGUAUUGGGACAAAUUAUCAUUAUAUAUUUAAUAAAAUUUUUUCAAUUUUUGAUUAUUUUGUAAGAGAUUCAGAAGAAAAAAGUGAUUAA
This is a messenger RNA of Plasmodium gallinaceum, 252 nucleotides long. It is a transcript of the gene SDH3, whose product is annotated as succinate dehydrogenase subunit 3, putative. The coding region runs from base 1 to 252 and encodes 83 amino acids. The transcript has a single exon. Lineage: Eukaryota; Apicomplexa; Aconoidasida; Haemosporida; Plasmodiidae. The record is from RefSeq and is a predicted model, not a curated record.